Dicrocoelium dendriticum is the source of this 466-nucleotide messenger RNA. NCBI's taxonomy places the organism in Eukaryota, Metazoa, Platyhelminthes, Trematoda, Plagiorchiida, Dicrocoeliidae. The record is from the annotation of a GenBank genome assembly.
GGGGAAAUAUCUAGAAGAUAAUUUCACAAGAGGUAUGCGAUCGUUCGGUUCUGGGAAUAUGGACAAGAGAAGGGUCGCAAGCAAUAAACGCUCCGAAGACAACGUGGUUCAAAUUGUUCGGCUUCUCAAACAUCGGAGUCUGGAACCGAUAAUUGUUUUCAGCUUCAGUAAAAAGGAGUGUGAAAUCUACGCACUCCAGUUGGCCAAAUUCGAUUUCACCACAGAUGCUGAGAAAAAGGUGGUCGAUGAGGUGUUCCGAAACGCUAUCGAUGGGCUAUCAGCAGAAGAUAGAGCUCUACCCCAGGUGGAAAGCGUUCUACCUCUACUUCGUCGUGGGGUCGGCAUACAUCACGGAGGAUUACUUCCCCUGUUGAAAGAGACCGUUGAGAUUUUGUUCGGUGAAAACCUGAUCAAGGUGACCCAUUCCUGCCUCCCCCAUGCAGUGUUCACACAAGCGUUACCUUAG